AAAACAAAUAAAAAUAUAGACUUCAUUAUCUUCAGAAAAAAUAGCAAUGGCUAAGGUAAAGAGUGGUAUGACGAUUAUGAUGAUAAUGGCAAUGGCCAUGGCCAUGGUUGCAUCUGCCAAUCCAGGAACUGCUACUUUCUAUACUCCGCCUUAUGUCCCUUCUUCAUGCAAUGGAUUUCAAGACGACGGGGUUAUGAUCGCCGCCGCGAGUGACACUAUAUGGAACAACAGGGCGGCCUGCAAUACAAAUUAUCGUGUAAGGUGUACCGGACCCACCAAUGCCGGCGUGCCGCAGCCUUGCCGGGGUGACUCGGUCGUCGUAAAAGUCGUGGAUUAUUGUCCUCCUCCGGGGUGUCAAGGAACCAUUGACCUUUCUGAAGAGGCUUUUUCUGCAAUUGCUGACCCUAGUGCUGGCAAAAUCAACAUCGAGUAUGAGCAGGUUUAAGAGGCAGUUAAAGACCAUCGAACUGCAAGUGACAAGUGACAAUCUGAUGAUAAUGAAAUCUAAUUAAGCAGUCGUUAAUUAAUGUCAGUAACUUACAUGCUGAAAUGUUGCUUAUAAUCUAAAUAUGAAUCCAGGAGGAAUAUUCUCUU
Messenger RNA from Hibiscus syriacus, 594 nucleotides. Its product is annotated as EG45-like domain containing protein. Lineage: Eukaryota; Viridiplantae; Streptophyta; Magnoliopsida; Malvales; Malvaceae. The transcript has 3 exons. Gene Ontology annotation, biological process: systemic acquired resistance. The record is from RefSeq and is a predicted model, not a curated record. Gene Ontology annotation, cellular component: apoplast; cell wall. The coding region runs from base 47 to 445 and encodes 132 amino acids.